This is a messenger RNA of Umbelopsis ramanniana AG, 1653 nucleotides long. RefSeq lists its product as uncharacterized. NCBI's taxonomy places the organism in Eukaryota, Fungi, Mucoromycota, Umbelopsidomycetes, Umbelopsidales, Umbelopsidaceae. The coding region runs from base 1 to 1563 and encodes 520 amino acids. The transcript is spliced from 4 exons. Gene Ontology annotation, cellular component: membrane. Gene Ontology annotation, biological process: transmembrane transport. Gene Ontology annotation, molecular function: transmembrane transporter activity. The record is from RefSeq and is a predicted model, not a curated record.
AUGAGUCAAGAUAUUAAAGAAAAGAUUAUUGUGACCUCGGCCUCGGAAAAGGUUCUCGAGAUUGAGGAUACCACCGUCUCCAGUCAAGACAAUCAUAGCAUCAUCACCAACUCGGAUUACUCUCCCGAUUUACAAUGGACUGAAGAAGAAGAGAAAAAAGUGGUUCGAAAGAUAGAUAUACGGCUCAUGAGCUGGGUUCUCUUGAUGACUUUUGUUCUCAACAUGGACCGAACCAAUAUUGCCAACGCUCUUUCCGAUGGACUUCCCACUGACUUGGGCUUCAAUCUGGAUUAUGUCAACCAAGCUACUCUCAUCUACGGCAUUGUUUUCACCGUCUUUACGCUUCCUACCAACGCCAUCGUUAAGAAAGUUGGCGCUCAUAACUGGAUUCCAUUCAUCAUGUUUGCUUGGGGUAUUGUGACCUGGGCUCAUAUUUUCGUCAAAGACUACAACUCUUAUCUUGUCGUUCGUAUCUUCAUUGCCAUCACUGAAGCUGGCUUUAUUCCCGCCUGCUUAACUUAUCUUACUGGAUUUUACACCACCGCUGAAUUGUCUUCACGACUCGCUUGGUUCUGGGCUAUCCAGUCUUUCGCCUCUGCAUUUUCUGGUUUCCUCUCUUUCCUUAUCUUCCGUCUCGCUGGUGUAGCUGGCCUAGAAGGCUGGAAAUGGCUCUUCUUGAUCGAUGGUAUCCUAACCGACGUUGUUGCGGUGAUUUCUUACUUAUACCUACCGAAAGCGUUAUCAACUCCCAAUAGACUAUCCUUUGGAAAAAAAACAUGGUUUACGGAAAGAGAAUUACAAAUCGCUGUUACGCGACUUAUUCGAGAUGACCAAACCAAACGCGAGCAGUAUAGACACAUCACACUUGACGACGUAAAACAGACGGUACUUGACACCAGAUUGUGGACACACUUGCUCAUCACAUUCAUCGGUAUCAUGCCAAAUGGACCUAUCAACACCUAUCUUCCCACCAUGAUCAAGCAGUCUGGAUUUUCCGUCUAUGUGGCAAAUCUAUUGGCGGCUCCAACGUACCUUGUCAACUUGGUGUUUUCCAUUUUCAUUGCCAAAGCGGCCGACCGCUACGGAAACACAAGUCUGUUUGCUCUCAUAGGUGUUACCUGGAACUUAACUGGGUUCCUUUUGCUCGAAUACCUGCCUGUGAAUGCCAGUAGGUGGGCCAUGUACAGUGCGGCUUUCGUUGCUGCUUCUUCUCCCUCGUGGCACGGAAUGCAAAUUGCGUGGAUGGCAAGUAACCUUGCGCCGAUUGGAAAGCGCACACUAGCGCUGGGAGCUGUGAUUGGAGCCGCCAAUAUCUGUGGGGUACCUGGCUCUCAAAUCUACCAGGCUUACGAUGCUCCUCGGUUUUACCAUGGUAACAAGAUACUAAUUGGUCUAUCUUUGACUACCAUGGCGCUCUUUCUGCUGCAGCGUACCCGGUAUAUACUGACAAACAAGCACAGGGAGAAAAGGUGGAAUUCCAUGACACACGAACAACAACAAGAUUAUGAAUUGAACACGACUCACAAGGGAAGCGAACGUCUUGAUUUCCGAUUUCGCCUGUAGUGCUGUUCUCCCAACAUGCUGUAAUUUUUAUUCGUGUACAUAGAACUUUUGUAAAAAAUAUAUAUAAUAUGCCAUACAGUUCACUUUAAG